Messenger RNA from Sinocyclocheilus grahami, 2234 nucleotides. It is a transcript of the gene pip5k1ba, whose product is annotated as phosphatidylinositol-4-phosphate 5-kinase, type I, beta a. The transcript is spliced from 11 exons. Gene Ontology annotation, cellular component: plasma membrane. Gene Ontology annotation, molecular function: 1-phosphatidylinositol-4-phosphate 5-kinase activity. The record is from RefSeq and is a predicted model, not a curated record. NCBI's taxonomy places the organism in Eukaryota, Metazoa, Chordata, Actinopteri, Cypriniformes, Cyprinidae. The coding region runs from base 353 to 1690 and encodes 445 amino acids. Gene Ontology annotation, biological process: phosphatidylinositol phosphate biosynthetic process.
AAACCACACGAGACUUACUAAAACAAUCAUGAAACAUGAUGAAAUGGUUUACUAGAAUCAUUUGUCAAGAAUAUUGUCAGACUCUGUCUCGUGUUUUGCUGUGUGCUCAGUUCUCCCUCGUGUUUCCUUAUGCCCAUAUUUGGUUCUGUUUCCUGUUCUCGUUGUCUUAUUAUUAGUUGAUUCCCCGCACCUGUCUGUCCCUCGUUAAGUUCAGUAUAAAUGUGUAGUCUGCCUCAUGUUUCCUUGUUGAGUCAUAAAUGUCACCCCAUGUGUGUACUCCUGCGCUCCCUAUGUUGUGUUCCUCUCCUUUGGUUUGUUUAAUUAAAGUCAAGUUGUGUAGUUAUCUGAAGUCAUGAAGACUGAGGAAUUCAUCUUUAGUUUCCAGCAGGAGGAGCGAUUGUUCGAGCAGCAUGUGGAGGAGUUCCUGAGAGUUUUACAUCUGUACUCUAUUUGUAAAGAACCUCUGAUAGAGCUGUCAAACCCCGGAGCGAGUAGUUCAUGGUUUUACUUAACCAGUGAUGACGAGUUUAUCAUAAAGACCGUGCAGAACAAAGAAGCUGAAUUUCUGCAGAAGCUGCUUCCAGGUUACUACAUGAAUCUGAAUCAGAACCCGAGGACCCUCUUACCGAAGUUUUACGGGCUGUACUGUAUUCAGUGUGGUGGUGUUAAUAUCCGAUUGGUGGUGAUGAACAACAUUCUGCCUCGCUCUUUGAAAAUGCACUACAAAUAUGACUUAAAGGGCUCUACUUACAAACGCAGAGCGUCACGGAAGGAGUGCGUCAAACCCUCCCCGACCUUUAAAGACCUGGACUUCCAGGAGAUACACGAAGGUCUUUACUUUGAUGCAGACACAUACAGCGCCUUGAUGAAGACACUUCAGAGAGACUGUCGGGUGCUGGAAAGCUUUAAAAUCAUGGACUACAGUUUGCUGCUGGGCAUCCAUGUUCUGGACAGGAAGCUGAGGGGGAGAGGUGGGAUAGGGGACAGUAAGCGCCAGGGUGGGCAGAAGGUCCUGUACUCCACAGCCCGCGAGUCCAUUCAAGGAGACGGCAAAGCAGGCGAGCUUCCUCCUGAUGCCGAUGACGACACAUUGGGUGGCAUCCCUGCUAAACACAAAGAUGAGAAGUUGCUGAUCUUUCUGGGAAUCAUUGAUAUCCUGCAGUCCUAUAGAUUUAUAAAGAAGGUUGAGCACUCAUGGAAGGCUCUUGUGCAUGAUGGCGACACAGUAUCUGUUCAUAGACCAAAUUUCUAUGCUGACAGAUUCCUGAAGUUCAUGGGCACCACAGUAUUUAAAAAGAUUCAGCCUCUCCGUGGUGCAUCCUCGAGAAGGAAGAAGAACUCUAUACAGCCGUGUAGGUCGGCCUCACAGGAAGUCCUGUCGACUUUAAACGAAGAGAGUCAAGAAGAAAGGAGGGCACAAAGCCUCGAAAACCUCGAUGAUACAGAAACACGCUCCUCUCAGAAACCUGAUGUAAUUCCCAGCUCCACCAGACUCAACCCAGCGAUUUCAGCCGCCACUAUGUCUUCUGCUUCCUCUCUAGAUGAUGUGAAGACUGAACCGCUAACAGAUUCAGAGAACAGAGAUGAUUAUAGGACGUCCAGCUCGACUCUUGCAUUAGAGGACAGCACUCUUCCUGCUUCAAACUCACAGGCGAGCACACCCGAGUCCGGUCUGGACAUCUACUUGUGAUGCAUGAGGCCUUCUGAAGUGGACCAAAUCAUCCAAACAUCUACAAGACUGAGAAACAGUGGACAUGCUGUCAACAUUUUGCACAACGGAUAUCUCUAGCUGCUAAUUCACAUGGACUGAGAAAGGCCUUAUGUUUGAAAGAGUGGCAGAGCGAUUGCCACACUAUAGUACUGCAGUGCCUUACACUGUCUGUGCACUUUGUACCCACUUGCAAGCACAAGGUUGUUGUAUAAUAAUAGUUACACUCCCUGCUGUAACGCACUGGUUGGUAUGCAUGUUAAAGGCGUGAUACCUGAUUAAAGCAUGUGUCAUACAGAGAAAUAGGUUUAUUAUAUAAUAAUCCUGGUAUAAUUAUGUUCUGAGCACUCCUGACUUGUAUUGUGUAAGUAAUGAUUUCAUUUAAUCUGAUCAUUACAGUACAGUAACUAGUACCAAACAUUAGUUACAUUGUCACUAGUGAGCAUGGAUUGAAUAUUAUGUUUGGUCAUGUGAUUUUGACGCACGAUGUGGGGGGGGGGAUUAUUAUGGUUAAUGUUACUUCGUG